CUUUGGUAAAUUGAAAACUGAAUCUCUGUAAGAAAAUAUUUUUAAAAAUAUUUUAAAUACAAAUUACGAACAUAAAUAAUUUUUAAUCAGGUAGACCACUAGUCACUAGUUAUUUUAAAGUGCAUAUUGCAGCAUAUGAAGUUUGUGGCGAUUGUAUGAUGGGUUGUAUGAUUAUGAAUUAUGAAAUGAGUAUGUAAAAUUAUUGUUAUAUACUUUCCAAAGUCCAACCAAAGUAAGUGACCAGAGCCUGCCAGAGCCAGAGUUGUUAAUUAGGAUGAUUGGAAGCGAUUUCUAACCUAUCAGUAGUCAGUAGCCUAUCAAUCAUUUUUAGUUUUACUUAGCCUACUUUUAGUUUGAGUCAUUUAUUUGAUUUAUAAUUAUUAUACUCGUUUUUCAUAUUCAUCACCUACAUUACAUAUCCCCAUUUAAUUUAUGAUGACCAGAUGUUGUUGUUUUUUUUGUGGGGGGGGGGGGGGGGGGGGGAUGAAGGUUGCAUCCCCCUCACCUCGAACCCAAAAUCAGUUGCUGAAAAUUUAUUGAAAGUAGACAUGCUUUCCUGAGGGCAAAGUAAAUACUUCAUCAUUAGUAUCAGUGUGCAUAGUACGCCUAUACUUUCAUGUUAAAUUAUAAAUCAAAUAAAUAACUAAAGCUUCAAGGACUGGGCUGGAACAUUCUUCCAAAAGGAACAGUUGAGGGGACAACACUUGACACAUUUGUGUCUACUUUAUCUAUGCCUCAGGCCUUCCAAGCCAAGUCCUUGUUCCUGUCCUGAUACCCUCGCUUGGCAGCCCUUGCAACCACAGUCAGGCAAAGAAACAUUGCAAAUCCCUCUACAUACAUAUGAGCGAGAAUGAUUAAUGAUUAAUACAUUGAUCAUGGGCCCUUAGUAUAUAGAAGGCUUAGAAGGAGAAGAAGUAUGUUAUAUCAUUUAAUAUGGUUAUGGACUUAGCUAAACCUUUAUUUGUGGUAAUCAGUAAUCCUGGGCUGGCAAAUACCAUCCACCGAAACAUCCACUUCCACCCAGCCCCUGCCUUCCGUACAUUUCCAUACUGCAAAAAAUAGCCACCAGUGGUGCAGUAGGCUUCAGACUCAGGAGAAGGUUAACUAUCCAUCUGACGUCCUAAUGGGCAGAAAGUAUGAUUUGGAAUUUGAAUAAAGAAUGGGUCCAGGGAAAAGUAUGCAGUUCAUCAGAAAACGCCCCAGGCCUGGACAUUUCCAGACCUUUCAGGGAUGCUGGGACAUUUGAUGCAAGCUGGUGGCCUUAUUUUAUUAUAAUGUUAUUAGUAUUAGUUAAUAUAUAACACAAUUAAAUAUGUAUAAUUUAUGGUACACUUAAAUUAUAAUACUAAUUAUGACUAAUACUAACAGCACUGAUCUGAUGGCAAGGAAUCUGAGUGAAGGCGGAAAUAAGAAGAAUUAGAUGGCACGAUGCUUGGAUGGUGUUUAAGAGUUGUUUUUUGUUUUGCUGUUUUUUUAGAGAUUUCAUUAACUUAUUAAGGUAAUGAUCAAUCUUCUUAAUUUUUAGGUUAAUUUGUUUAUCAAGUAACCUGGGUAAAAAUCAGUGUCUCCCCUUGAUAAUAAAUUUAAAUUUAUUUUAUUAUUUAUGAUUAUUAUUUUAUCAUUUAAGAAACAAAGAAAUUGGCACAUUUUCUAAUUACAAGUACUAGGCCAUAUCUUAGAAUUUAAUCUACACUUGAUUGAGUGUUGGGGGAAAAAUAUUUCACAAUCAAGAAAUCGACCCCUUCCCCACCCCACCCCCCCCCCCUUUUUUUUUUUCCUUAUUUAAACGUCCUCCUUAUGAUAACAAGGCAGGGUGUAAACAAUAGUUUUAACUAGCCUUGAACUUUGAAUUUGAAAAUAUCGUUUUUUAUAUAAUACUCUAUAAAUCUUCUCUCAUCAGUAUCAUUUCUACAGCUGAUUUGGAGAAAAUCCAUUCCUAGAAAGUUGAACCAUUAUAGCUUGUUUGUUUUUGUUUGUUAUUUUUAUAACAUUAGUUUUUCUUUUCACAGCUUGUUAAAAGAAAUGGCUAAUUUAUUUGUCUACUUCAGUCAUUUUUUAUCAUCAUGGGUAAGUUCAGUAUUUUUAAUGGGUUUUAAAAAUGAAUUUUUUUUUUACCAAUAAAAAAAUAGCUAUACUUGUAAGUAUAUUCCGUGUUUCCCAACGUGGGGCCCACGCCCCACAGGGGGCAAUUUGAUUGUUUAGAAGGGCAAUUUAAAAAUGAGCUGUCUAGAAUAUGGAAACCAACCGUCUACUAAGAUGUAACUGGUACCAUUUUUUGAAAAAAGAACAACAUUAAAGUCUCUAUUUACCGCUCUUACUGCAACUAUCAAUCGUACUAUUGAGGCUAGUUAUGAAUUUUCCUUACUCAUUGCUAAAUCUGGGAAAAAUAAUACUACUAUAGAAGAGAAUUUAAUCAAACCAUCAAUAACAGCAUUUCUUAAAAUGGUUCUGGAAAAAGAUGACAAAGACAUGAAAGCUGUGCCACACGUAAUCAUGUAACAAUACUGUUAGCAGAAGAAUAGACGAAAUGAGUGAAGAUAUUGUAAUACCACUUGUUGAAAAGCUGUAAACAAUUCUCAGUGCAAAUGGAUGAAUCAACUUUGAGAAACAGGCUAUAUUGAUAACUUACGUACAAUAUAUUGAUAAAGUGUAUUUUGCUGAAGAAAUGUUGUUCUGUAAAUCAUUAGAAAGCACCACUACCGCCAAAGAUAUAUAUAUAUAAUAAGCUAAAAAAAUUACUUUGAUGCCAAUAAUAUAUAAAUGAAAAAUAUAACAUCUUGUGCUGCAGAUGGUGCUCCUAACAUGAUGGGCAAGAAAAAUGGCUGCUUAAAAUUGAUGAAAGAUGAGAAUCCAGAAAAGCUACUUGUGCAUUGUGUUAUUCAUAGGGAAAACUUAGCUGCUAAAAAAAUUUAAUCUGUUCUAAAUGAAGCACUAAAUUCAGUUAUAAAGUGUAUUAAUGCUAAUAAAGCUAAUGCCAAACAGAACGUCUCUUCAAGCUGUUUUGUAAAAAACAAAAUGCAGACUAUGUGAGACUUUGACUUCACACUGUAGUAAGAUGGCUUUCGAAGGGAAUUGCUUGAAAUGAUUUAUGGAACUAUUUGAUUCUCUUGCGAUUAUUUUAAAUUGACAAACUUGAAAUGAAGUAUCUGUUAAUGGUCGAUGGUAAAGCAUUUGUGAGUUAUUUAGCCGAUAUCUUUAAAAAAACUAAAUAUAUUAAAUAACCAACUUCAAGGAACAAAUAAAACUAUUGUCGAUGCAAAAGCAAAGAUAUUUGGUUUCACUACCAUAAUUGAAUUAUGUCAGAAAAAUAUUUACAACAAAAAUUUUGAAACCUUUUAUUGGCUCCAAAAUGUGAAGUGACUGAUACCGCUAUACUUUUUCUGUCGAUCAUCUGAAUAAAUCAGCUGGAAAUAACACAACAGGGGGACUUGAGAUUGAAGCUAACUCUGUUGGACGCUAACAUAAAAUCUCUUUGCAGCAAGCAUCAAGCACAAACAUCUCACUAAAUUUGAAUAAUAAAUAAUUGCUAAUAAUUAAAAUAAUAUAGAAAAAUCUUUCAUUAAAAUUAUUUCAUACUUGAAUUUCAGUUCUCCAUUAAAAUUAAAAUGUUUAAAAAAUUUCCUUACUAUGUUUCCUCACCAAUUUCCUAGUGAUUUCUUCCUAAUACCUAUCAUUUAAGUUUCUUCAGUGAACAACCCUUUUUUUAAUAUUAAAAAUUGUGUAUAUGAUACAGGGGAGCAUAAGAAUUUUAGAAAGGCUUAGAAUGGCACAAAAAAGUUUGGGAAAUACUUGUCUAAUUGGUUGCUGCUCUUUUUCAGGGAGACCGCAUGUGGUCAUUUGGAGUUGGCUUGUUUUUAAUCAAAAUAAGCCCAGAAUCCCUUCAGUUAACAGCUGUUCAUGGACUUAGCAUGGGCCUAAGUGUCCUGUUCCUUGGGGCAUUGGUUGGUGAUAUUGUUGAUGAAACGCCUAGACUUAAAGGUAAAGCGAUACCAAUAAAGUUAAUUAUUUAAAAUAUUAAUGAUGUCAAAUAUGUAUUAUAAAAGACUUUUCCAUUCUCAUAUCAAAUGUUUAGGAACAACUUGAUAAUUAUAUACUCUACAUUGAUUGAUAAUUGCAAUUACUUUCUUUAUUAUUGAAUGUCUGACAUUUAGAAUGAAAUGUAUAUUUCUUAAUGUGCAUUAUACUGUGGAAACAUUAUGGCACAAGAUAACUGUUUGGGUUAUUUAGGAAUUUAAAUUCUGACUAAAUAAAAUAAAUUCCUAAUAUGAAAUUCAGAAGAAUCGGCCCAUACAAAAAAUCUCUAAAAACUGGGAAAUGGUGACUUGGGAAAGGAAAAAAAAAACUAUGGGUGCAAACUCAUACAGGAAACUUAUGUGCUGAAAAACUUUAACUACGACAAAGCAGCUUUCAUUAAAAGGUUAAUUUAUUAAACAAUAUAUUCUGAUAUUGGAUGUUAUGAGGCAUCCUCGCCUUCAAUGUGUUACAACCUAAAAAUCACAAUAAAAAUAUUUUUUUUAAAAUAAAAUAUUUGCACAGUUGAUAUUGGUGAAGUAAAACAAUAAAUAAAUUAGAUACUCCAUUUAUUUGGUAAUACAGGGGACCCUCAAUGUUUAUGAUGAAUCCGUUACAGAGGGAAGGAUCAAUAACAAAAGUAACGAAUAUCAAAGUAUUUUUUCCUUCUGGAAUUAACUAAAAAUAGCUUAUUACGUUUCCAGCCCCGAAUUUUGUUUAUCUAUUCUUUAACAAAAUUUACAACAAUAAGCAUGGGAAUUAACGCUUAACUCUAAAAUAAAACAAAACAAAAAAAUCUAAAAUAAUUACUAAAAAAAGAAAUAUGUAAAAAUCUGGUUCCAGAAUACCAUUGGUCACUUAUUUCUUUGAAACUUGCAUACUGUUUUGCUUUUGAAGAUUUAAUCUGUUUUAAUAUUUGCCUCAUAUAAUAAACAAUAUGUAAUGAAGGACUAAGAUAAGCAGUAUGCAAAGAAAAGGAUACCAAAGCUAGGGAUACAAUAUUCAAUUUAAUUAUGCAGUUAAAUUUCUAUACAAAUACAAAUUCAAAUUCAGAAGGAAAAAACAGCAAGUGAAAAGGUGAUCUCCUCAAAAAUACAAAUAUUCAUUUACACACAUACACAAUUAUAAAACCUCUUAAUAUGUGUUAGGAAACAUAGCUAAAAUCUCGCUUUCGUUCUGUCUCAGCUAAGAAACCUGUCGUCCUAUAUUCAUGGGGAUUAUAUCAGAACAAUCUACUAAAGAAAUUCUAGAAAUUGUGUCACCUGAUGGCAUUCUUUAGAACAAAUGGAGUGCAUUCCAAUGUAAAAAAAAAAAUUCUUAACCAAGGGACAGUUAGGUAAGGAAUCACAACCAAAUUUACUCUGUAACAUCAAUAUCAAGGUCACACUAGGGAGACAAGUGAUGGUGGCUAAAAUAGCUCUACAUUGAAGUAAAUAAAAAAAAUGGCUAAGAUGUAUGUGAUGCUAUAGCAAAAACAUAUCUCCAAAUCUCAUAAAAUAUUGAAAAAAUUGAAAAUAAAUAAAGUAGUUAACAAGAGUUGAAUGCAAGCACUUUUAAUCACCAUUCAAGACUGACUGACCCACAAGGCAAGUGGGAUGAGUAUCCUUUUUUCUGAUGAAUAUCAAACAAAACUUUUGACAAGGAAACAGGACGAAUCUAAAAACACAUAUUAACCUGAACGAAUAUCGAGGGUCCAAUGUACACUUCAACAAAUAUCUUUAUUUUCUCAUUAAUGGAAACAUACCAUUUUUUUCCCUGGUCUAAAGCGGCACAAACAGCACUUCUUCUACAGAACUUGUUUGUGGUGAUUUGUGCAGUUGUGAUUUACCUAUUCCUGAUGUUCACCCAGGAUAUAUUGGCGAUUGGGGAAUGGACAAGAUAUGCAUUUUAUGCUCUUGUUAUCUUACUUUGUGUCUUGUCACGGCUGACCAGCAUGGCACGCCAGAUUGCUGUUGAGAAAGAUUGGAUUGUGCAGAUGUGUGGCAAAGACACUGAUCUAUUAGCAAGUAAAAAUCUACAACAUUUCUUAUUGACAAAAUAUUUAAAAUAGAAGUAUUACCGUUAUUUCGAAGACAUUUGACUAGAACUAAAACGAAGAUAAAAUAAAGAAAUAUAUACCUAUAGCUGCUUGUAAUUUAUGUAUGUAAUUUUAAGUUCAUUCAUUUUUACAGCCACAAACUUUUGAAUACAAAAGAGUUGAAAUAAUUAACUGUAAUGUCCUUCCAGCAAUGACAUCAUUGUUGAGAUUCAUUGAUCUUACAACGCAAGUGUUAGCACCCAUAGCCACCGGUUUGAUAAUGUCCUAUGGUGGUGUGGAGUUCGGAGCACUGUUCAUUGGUGCUUGGAAUCUGGGAUCUGUGUUCAUUGAGUAUUAUUUUCUGUGGAAAGUUUACAACACUGUGCCUGCACUGAAGAAAAGAAAAGACCUUACAAAGUCCCAGGGUAUUCUCUCUCAUUUUAUGUAUAUGUAAGAGUAUAGGCUUUAAUUCUAUGAAUAAAAAUUGUAAUUAAUUUCACCAAGACAUAUUUGUUUUCAAGAAAUGGAAUGUCGAAUUGUCCAUGUUUAACUAUCUGUUAGGCCAAUGCCUGAGUCGGGUUCUUAAUGAACAUUUUAAGACGUUUAUGGUCUCUUAAUAUUAAAAUUUGCAACUUAAUACUUUUAAAUACUUGUAAGAUAAAAGCUUCAAUUUAGAUGUCUUCUAUUCUGCUAGAGCAGGCCUGCACAACUCAAAAUGACUUCAUGAAAAACUUGUGCGUGCCGUAAUACUUUAUGAAAAGCUUGUGUAGGCCGAAAGAUAAUAGAACGCGGGGGAAAGCUAUUAAGAAAAUAAUAAUAAUAAAGAAUAUCUUGUUACUUCGCGGGCCGCCAAGUGGGUGCUGGCGGGCCACAUGCAGCCUGUGGGCCGUAUGUUGUGCAGGCCUGUGCUAGAGAACUGUUAAACCUUGUUUAUAUUAAAAGAAAUUUGAAUUUUUCCUCCCCCCUGCUUACUAAUUUAAAAUUUCAUCAGAUUUGCUUAAUAGAAUGUAAUCAUCACUGAGAUGGUUCCUGUUUUGAGUUAAUGUUGAUUUCUUAAUGAUGAUGCCAUUAGGCAUUUGAAUUUCAUUGUCAUGAUCAUAUUUAUCAUUUUUCACUAUAACUCCAGCUGAUGAAACCAAAGUUGAAGAGGAGUUUGUGAACACUGGUCAAGCACAUGAAGGUUAGAAAUUAAAAAAUUAAACAAAUAAUUUUUUUUAAAAACAGUGGUUGAAAAAUAAACAAUCUAAUAUGACAAGGUUUUGACUUAAAAUUUGUUUAAUUUUGUUUAAAUUGGUAAAUUGCAAAGUAUUGUAAUCAGUAAUCUUUUUUCUGUUUGUGGAAUCAUAGUUUUUGAUAAAUUUUGAUAAUAAAAACAGAUGGUAAACUAAUGACCAACACAGAGGAAAUAAUCUCAAGUCCUGAAAAGGAAUACCUUCAAAAUGUCAAGGAGUCUGAUGUUGAUACAACUGUGCAGGUACAGUGCAAAUGAACUAUUUGUUAAUUUAUCUUAUGUAUAAAAGGGCCACUGGAUCUGAAAAUUGAUGCUGAUGAAAUACAGUUUCAUAUAUUAAAUAAUAUUUAAUAUAUGAAACUGUAUUUCAUCAGCAUCAAUUUUCAGAUCCAGUGGCCCUUUUAGCAUGUGCCCUGAAGACAUGGUGAAGAAUUUACACACUCUCUGCCGCUGUUUCUUUGUUAGUAAAUAGAGUGUUGGUGCAGUCUUUUAUUUUUGGUUGAGAGUUGAGGUGUAGAUCCUGAAAUGGUUGUGCAGUGGUAAAGGUGAUAUGUUAAAUGAAUGUUUCAUUUGUAGGUUUGCAGAUGGGGCACAUUGGUGUUUUAUCUAGCUUUAUGCGGUUAAGGUGGGAAUUAAGAUGGAUAUGCCCUGCGCACAGAGGAGUGAUUUAACAUGUCCGUGUCUUUGGACGCAAUUUAUUGUAUAUUUACAGUUUGAGAUGGUCAUGUGUGUGAAAACUCAUCUUCCUCUUCAGCCAUCCAUCGAACCACUAUUUUUUGUUUUGUUAGCUCUGAUAAUCUGCUUCACGGUGUUGAGUGAUGGAGGUGUGUUUGGGUGUUCUCUGGAUGCUCCUUGUUUGGCCAGUUUGUCUGCCCUAUCAUUAUCUGGUAUGUUGUGGUGUCCUGGUAUCCAUUGUAAGGCUAGCUUGACUGGUUUAAUUUAGAUAGGUUUCGAGGAAGGUGUUUAUUUUCAGAAGUAGUGAUUUACUGUUUUUGUGAGACCUUGAUGCUCAGCUGCCUGAAGUAUUUGCAGUCGGAGAAGAUAAUUAACGACAUUUCUGUCCUAGCUGGGAUAAAUUGUGAAGAUUGCAGAUAGGUGGUGUAAUGCUGCUUCAGUGGCAGUCACUUCUGCUUCAUAAUUACAGCAGAUUCCCCCACAUGGGUUACAGAGUUCAUCACUUGAUUGGUCUGGGUACUCUGUUUGUACGGUAUGUAGGGCUCCUUUGAAAGCUGAUCCGUCUUUGUAUUAUUGGAUUAUAUCCUCUGGGUAGGAUACCAUGGUUUUUCGGAAGCUAUCAUUGCAUGUAGCGGUCUGUAUUUUCUUUUUAUCUUUUCAAUCAGGUCUGUUUUGAUAUAAGCCGUUUGUAAAUGUUGGUUUAGAGAUAGGUCUUUAUGCAUGAUUUGCAAGUCUUCCCUGUCUCUUGGUAGUUGAUGUUUCUCUUGCAUUUCAGAGGCCACAUCUAGUAUUGAUUUGUUUAAUUCUAUGGUUUGGUCUUUCUUUUUUUAACAUUUAAAAAAAAUUUUAUUAGGAUGUUGCUUUUCUGGCCUUUUGUACCUUUCAUCCUUCUUGAUAACUGCUGUCUCUCUUCUAAGAUUUAGUGGCUCAAUAUUAGUAUGUAUUUUGCAUGCUGCUGUUAAGUUAGAUCUUAGAUCUCCCAAAAUGAAAUGGACUGCCUGGCUUUUUACUUUUCAUAGAGAGUCCUAUACUGUCUUGCUGCAAAUUGGCUUUAUCACAAAGCUUUAUUCCAUCACUUAUUGCACAUAUCCUAUGUAUGACUGGGUUGGUGUGGUCUUGUCAUUGCCCCAUGAUGCACUGGCCGGCCUUUUAAUAAGGUUUAGCAAUCCUGUGUAACUUUUCUUUCAAGUUUUGAACAUUUCUUUUUAAAUCAAGUUGCCUAUCUAACUGGACAUCUAUACAUGCUGGGUUGUCUUCUUUUUGUGGGGUAUGGUGCCUUUUAGGGAUAAUGUAAUGUUCUGUUUGGCUACAUUGUAGCUUUUUUGAGAAGACCAUGUAUCCUGUCUUGGUGUUGUUUACUCUAAAUUUCCACUUUUCACAGUAUGUACUGAGACUGAACAAUUCUUCAUUAAGGUGCCUUCCACUUACACCUGUGUGUCUGCAAGUGUGCCACACCACAAGGUCACCUGUGUAGAGUGUCUUCUCCAACUGUAGCUAGUCUGGUGGGCCAUUAAUGAUAGGGUACAACUCAGUGAUGAACCUUGUGGACACCCUUCUUCCUAGACACAUUUUGAUGAGGUGGCAUCAUUUACUUUUGUUUGGAUAGUACUAUCAGUAAGAACGAACUUUAACCAUUCGUACAGUUGACAAGUGUCCCUGCACUAAGCCUUUCUGCCAGAAUCUAUCAUGAGCCUGCUGGAGAUCAACAAAGGCUGCUGUUUUGUGCUUUUUGUCUCAGAAGCCAUUUAGGAUCCUUUGACUCUGCCUUGGUGUUUAUUGAGGGUGCCAGUUGUUUCUAGCCACCAAUAGAGGUGAUGGUUUUCCAAUGCAGGAGGUCAGGGAUAUCGGUCUAUAGCUUUUGACAUUAUUUGCAGCCUUUCCUUUUUUUUUUUUAAUAUUGGGGUCAUAAUGGCAUUUUUUCAGAUUUUAGGAAUAUUGCUAUUGCUCCAAGAUUUGCUUAUGAGAUCCAGUAUGUCUUUUUUUACCCGUUGGCCCAAAAUUCACCAGCAUGUCUUUAUGUAGGCUAUUUUAUCUGGGCUUGGUGCUUUUCAAGAUGUUAGUUUCUUGAUUGCUCUGUUGAACUUAUUGUGAAGAUCUCCUCAAAAAGGGAAAUGCUUACAUAAGGAGCUCUCUUUUUGGCCUUUAGGUCCCCUAUUAGGGAUUGGUCACUUUCUAUCUUUUUUUUUUUUGCCAUGUUGAUUGAGGCAAUGUGUUUGUUAAAGAUUUCUGCUUUAUUUUGAUCUUUCGUAUUUUUUCAUAGUACUUUGGUCUAUUUCCACCUUUCACUGCAAAGCUUACUUUGAUGGGACCAUGACCUAGGUCCUUUUUUGCGUAGUUUUAAUAAUUGUUGUUGUUUUGGCUUUCUUGAUAGCUAUUUUUGCUGUUGGUCUCAUUUAAAAUUAUUUAGUUUCCUAAAAGUUGGGUUAUUUUCUAAAGUUUUUAUGGCAGAUUCUCUGUUUUUUUAUGGCUUGUUCUAUAUUUUUGUCUCAGAAAAGUUUAUAUUUCCUGCUGUGACCUCUUGGAUACUUAGGGAUGCAGCUUCUAAUAAGUAAUAAGGCUUUGGUGAUUUUUUUUGCAGACUUUUUCUGUGGUGUCAUGGGGGAUAUUACUGAUCUGUUCAUUGCUUUUUGCUUUAUAUAAAUCCCAUUUGUUUUUUUUCAAAUUCCAGCGAGUUGUUUUAAAAUUCUUUUGAUUUGGUGUUGUUGGUGUCGUGAGCAUGGGGCAGUGAAAAUGCAGUCCAGACCCUCGCAGGUAUAUAUCUGAAGUAAUUCUGAAGAGUGGAUGGCUAGGCCAAGUCUGCUGGGUGUUUUACGAGCUCUGUGGAAAAGAGUAGGUGUCGCUUGUUUGUUCUGUACAGCGAAGAGCUUGUGGGUGUCCUCUGUUUUUUCUGUAUAGUGAAAACCUCGCAGAGUUAAUGAGUUCUUCCAUUGCCUUUCCAGUGUUGUUGUAAUUCUGGUAUCCCAAAUGAGGGGAGUGGCCAUUAAAAUCACAGACAAUCACAGUGUUGGAGUAAUGUGUGCUAUCUAGUUUGGGAAAGUUGAAGUUAUUUGUUGUAGGUUGUAUGUGUUAAAAACUGCAUAUAUUUUACCAUGGUACCAAACAGUAGUUUUUUGGAUAUCUGUGAGCUGAUCUGUGAGGAUUGCCUCAACCUGGCCUUGUUGAUACCCAUACAGUAAUGGCAUUUGCAAGUGUAAUGAGUAUACCCUCUGAUGUGUGGGUCUGUAUUGUGGUGUAAAGUUUCAUGCAGUAGCACUGUAUGUACUUGUUUCAUGUGCAGGAGCUGGCAAGACCUCUACUUUUUUUGUUUGAUUUCCCACAAAUGUUGAUGUGUAGGAUAUUUAAAUUUGUGUUUGUCUCAGUAGCCGGUUCUUGAAUUUUUUUUUUUUUGAUUGACAAGGCGACGCCUGAGCUUGAUUGCAUUUCUUUUUGUCUUCUUCUCCAUGGUUUUACUGGUUUUCUCUAUGGCUUUCCUUCCCUCCCAAAUCUAGAAGCUGCACACUGCAUGUCUCCACAUGGGCUGGGAGUCCAUGUUUACUGCAUGGAAGUCUUCAGUGUUGUGUCCUCGCUCAGUCGUGUCAUCCAGGCAGGAUUCACUAUUUGACCAUUCCCCACCACCUCCUACCACUCCAUAAUGCAUUGUUUGUUUAGGUCAUUUUAGUGCUAGAUAAGAGGAUUGUCAAGAGGAUUGGGUCAGUUGUUUCUGUGUGAGGAAUUUCAUGAUCCUGGUGACAGACAGAGUCACCUCGACCUUGCCACCACAGUAUUUUGGUAUGUCUCAUAUCACGACUGGGCCAUCAUAACUUCUCUGUUAACCAUAGGGGAAACUUUGAAAGGAGGAGAAUAAAGACUGGAAGAAGACACCUGCUCAAGGGGGAGUAGGGGCUGGGUUAGUGUAACAUGACAUGUUUUACACUUUCCUCCCAUAGGUCCAGUUAUACUGUUGGACAUUUGGUCGCACCUUAUAGGUCUCUGUUAAAAACAGGAUGGCCAGUAGACAUCGCCCAGUCAGACACACAAUUAAGGAGGAGAGGCCUCAUUUCAGAGUUAUUCAGAAGUGCUUUAGAUGAGGCAGCACCUGGGCAGUCACUACCUCUGAACAGAAGAUGCGUUGUCAUGGGCUUCACUUUUUUUAUCCUUCCAAACAUGGGGGCUCUCUUUCAUUUGUCUCACAUUCUUUCAAAAAAUUUAUAAAAUAUGUGUUUCUGACUUAAUCUACAAAAUUGUAUGUUAUAAAUUUGAAAAAUAUUUGCGCAUUCAUUAAAAGUGUAAAUGGAUAGUCAUUGAUUUUUACAGGGCUUUAUAUCGAAGCGUUGUGGAAACACUAACUAAAAUGGAACUUAAAUGUUUUUUUUAAAUGUCAUUAUUAUCAUUAUUGGCUUAUCUUCUUAACAUUCUUGUUAAAGGAUUCUGAAGAUGUGGGUAACACAGAACCAACAGUAAUUAAAGAGAAGAAUGUAAAAAAUUCUCAUAAGAGCUGUAGAUGCACACGGAUAUUCAGCAGUUUGGAAAGACUCUACAAAGGAUGGCCAGUUUAUGUGCACUAUGACGUACGACACGCAGGCUUGGCAUUGGCUUGUCUGUACAUGACUGUCCUUGGUUUUGACAGUGUCACUGUGGGUAAAGAAAUCUUUUUUUCAAUUUUAAGCAUUUGAUACUGUACAUGUCAUUUUGUAUUAUUAUUAUAAUUUUAAAAAAUGUUUACUUAAACAAUUAGAAAGUAGAAGGCUCUAAUAAAUCUUUGACUAUACACACAUCCCAACCCAUUACGAUCAAACAUAUAAAGGUGGGGGGUUGUUUGGGGAUCAUCUUUGAGUACACUCAAAGCAAAUAAAAGGAAAAAUAGCUUGCUGAACUUAGUUGUACUGGGGCUUCACGGUGGAUUGCAAAAUUAUGUAACACAGGUACUUCUUAAGUAAUGCAUGUACAAGACAACAGUUAAAGCUGCUGAUCAAAUAAAUUUAAAGAAGAUUUUUUAAAAAUAUGUUUAAAAAUAAAAUCUUUGAAAGAAAUAUUUAUUUUUCACAACUUAUAUACAUUUAUUGUAAUAAAAUGACUUAAAAUUAUAUCAACACAGGGUAUGCAAAAAUGCAAGGUUUGACAGAAGCAUUAGUUGGCGGCACCAUGGGUGUUGCAGCAUUUUUUGGUAUUUUUGGUACAGUCAUGUACCAAUUCAUGAGGCGUGGACUAGGCUUGCAGAGAACAGGAAUGUUUGGGCUCUCCCUGCAAAUAUCAUGUCUCACACUUUGUGUGGUGUCUGUUUGGAUGCCUGGAACUCCUUUUAACUUGUCACUUGAGGAAAAGUCAAAUGCUACUCUUCAAGCUGAUCUCAACUGCACACAGGGUAAGGCAUGCUUAUGGAGGAAAUUUAACUGUAACAUACAUGUUUUUUUUUUAAAGUAUAGAAGUAUAAGUUGCACAUAAAAAUGAACGAUAACUGAAUUAAAUGAGAAUGAACUUUUAAACAUGGAACACUCCAGUUAAGAAUAAUCGAACUCUGGGCUACAUUAGUACAAAUAGCUUGUAGUAGUAAUGGAAAGUCUCAUCUUCAGGUCAUAUAAUAUAUUAUCAGUGUCUUUUAUGAAGUAGUUUUUUUCUUUAAUAAUGAUAUCAUUUUGCUACCUCUAUUGUUAUAUUAUCUUUGCAUUAAGACUUGACUUUUAAUCAAACAAGGCAGAUUUUAAUGUAAAUUUAUUAUAAAUUGCUUGAAUGACUACAUUUUACAGAUAGUGACAGUGGAAAUGAGACAAACAACUGCAUUCCUCUAACAUCCAACAUAUCUAUAUGGAUGCUACUGGCAGGCAUUGUAACAGCAAGGUUUGGUAGGUUAAUCUUUUUUUUUUCUUUUUUUUAUUGCAUUUGACAAUUAUUGUGCAAGUGUUACAUUAUAAGAAUAUUGGCUGCUGCUAACUAAGCAAUUAGCCUUUGCAGUUUGUCAACAGGCCUCAGAGCCUAGAACACACUGCUGCGUCAUCUGUCUUCAAAUGUUAGGGGAUAGUUUCAAAUAGUCAAUAAUGUUAACUGUAUGGCCAUUUUUUGAGUCCGCUUAGACAUCUGAUGUUUAUCCAACUCUGGGUUACAUGGGUGUCCUGGUUGCUUAGGAUAUUAAUUAGGGUUUCCCCCCACUCUUAGAGAGACGUGGGCUGACUAAUCCAUUCCUGCAAGUUUAGUCAUUGGGGUCACGCACAAGACUUAGCUAGUGGUGACACUGAAUUUAUGUGAUUCUGUAAAUUUCUGAUCUCUACAGACACACUACCGGUACCAUUUAACCACACUGCCACUCUUCACUUUUAAAUGUAAGAAGUAUGCCGGAUGUUAGCCAAAAUUAAUAUUUGUGAAGUAGUUGCUAUAUUUUUUUACACACUUAUUCUUAGGUUGCUCUGUCCGUUAGUUUGUUGUGGAAUCUUUGCACCACAAUUUUGACACACUUCCUGGCCAGCAAAUUAAUCUGAAACCUUGUACACUUACCCACCCCGGAUUACAAUACAACCUAUCAUGAUCUGUAGGUCACCACCGAACCCCCUUAGUGACUUCUGUGUGUCAAAUAUUGCAUAUCAGUUUUGACUUUCUGCCCGAUCUUCAACUGAGCUGAAACUUUUGUACGCUUAACCAAUUUCAUCUUAAGGCAUGGACACACUGGACACUGGCCCAGAGCUUCAAGGAGGCCUCAUGCUUCUAGGAGACUAACUCUUUUAGAGGCAUCAUGUUGCACAUAUUGUUAAGGAGUUAAUGAAUAUUGAAAGAUUUAGACAAUUUAAUUUGAUUUAAAAGUAGGUGGACAGCAUGUUUCCCAUUUUUAGCUUACGAUAUUAUCGGCACAUUCCAAAAUUAAUAUAAUGAAUGAGAAUCACAAAUGGGACACUUCUUAAAGUGGAAUAACUCUCCUUAACAAGUUUUACUUCUCCCAGAUAUGAAUCGAAAAAAAAUAAAGUAGGCUAUGCAUUUUUGUAUACAAAUAGAACCAGGUUAGACUAAGAUGCUGGCCUUGGGUGGUAAUAACCCUAGAUAUUCCACUGCUCAGUAGUAAAAUUAAUGGAGAAAAGUCUACUCUAGCACCAUUUAAUUAACAUUAUGUAAGGGAAUUUGUAGGUCACCAAUAAAUAAUAAUUAUUAAUAAAAAUAAAUUUCUAAAAAAAAGCCCAAUAAAUUUAUAUUUUCUAAACUAAAAAAUAUAUUGUUUUUCUCCAUCUAAAAAACAUAUUUAGAUGAUAAAUAAAACCCAACACUCACCAUCUGUGCUGAAGGCAGAAAUAUAUUGGCAUUUAGGAAUAAUUUGUCCUCACUGUUUAAAUAAAGCCCAUGAUCAUGUUCAUCUUAGAAUGUUCAAAUAUAGAGAUCGAUUUAAUUACCUCUACCUAACAGUCAUUUCCCAGCAUUUGUUUUUAGUGAGAGCCCUUUGUUUUUGAAAGAACAGAUGCAUCCAUUUUUUUCAAGACAUGCGUUUAUUUUUUUAAAUGAUCUUUUAAACGAAUUACCGCUAUUACAACAUAAAUAUUUGUAAUAAAUUAAUGUUUCUAUGUGUAUAAACCUUUAUAUGAAACACAGUUUUGUGAGUGGAGCACAGAAGAGAAAAAGAGGUGCAGAGGGUACAAGGAAAAUGGGUAAACUUGCAAAAUUAACAAUUGGGUUAAAUCCAAAUGAAAUUGCAGUUACUACCGUACAGCUCCAUAAAAUACAGUAGUGUCAUCUACAUCAACUAUUGGAUCCAGUUUCAUACCAACUGUUUCACCUGCUGGAAAAAUUGUACAAGAUGAAACACACAAAGGUGUGUGAGAAAACGAGAGUGUAAUUCACUACACAGAUCCCUGGCUAUGGAAUAUUAAGAGUAUUGUACAGUGGAAUACUGGAGCAUUGUGUCAGAAUCAUAACAGAAGAGCUGGAGAAGAAAGAACUAUAACAAGCUAUUUAUCAAGGAAUAAGUUCAAACGUGAAAUCCAUUUAGGGGAGUCUUUAAAGUGCAAAUGGCUACUUUAUUCACCAUCCCAGAGCUGUUUGUAUUGUUUUGCAUGCCAUCUAUUGUCCAAGAAAGAAUCUCCCUUUGCUACAUCAGGAUUCAAUGACUGGAAACAUAAGCUUAUUGUAGAACAUGAAAAUGGAGAAGAUCAUCAUAAGAAUAUGACUGCAUAUUUGCCUUGAUGCAAAGAGACUGUCUUUAGAUCCUUUAUUAAUCAAACAUUAUAGGUCAGAACAGAAGUACUGGCAUAAAGUACUGACACAUUUGGUUUCUCAAUUCGCUUUCUUACCCCCAGAGAUUUGUCAUUUUGUGGAGAUAAUUAAAAAAAUGUAUGGUCAGCAAACAAAGGAAAUUGUUUAGGUAUUAUAGAGUUGUUGAGUGAAUUUGACCCUUUUUGACUUUUGGAAGAGUAUCUAUAUCUAUAUGGAGAUGCUGGAGAGAGGAACACAUCAUAUAAUAUGUCUGCAAAUAUUUGUAAAGAAUUUAUUGAAUGGGGCAACAUGUCCUUUAUGCUAUUUUGGACGAAAUUAAAAAGUCCAAGUAUUGUUCAAUAUGUCUGGAUUCUUCUUCAGACAUUUCAUACAUUGAACAAAUUACAUUUAUGGUUCUGUACAGUAAAGUCUGUGAAACAUUUCGUGUUCAUUUACAUAUUUUUCCAUGGAGCAAAGGAUCUAUCAGACAUUGAUAUGGAUUUCCUGAAUGAGAACAAAAUUCCGCUAUCAAACUGCCAUGGUCAAUCGUGGGCCAAUGCUUUAAAUACGUCUGAACGCUACACUGGAUUGCAAGCAGGGAUACAUCAACUGGUUGAGUUUUCCCCGUGUGUCCCUUUGGCUGGAUACAGCCUGAAUUUAUUGGGUUUAAAAGCGCCCCACACCUUUUUAGUCAUAUAAUUGAAAUAACUCUCAAUUUGUGAAGGACAUUUAUUUUAUACGUUUUGGUACAUUUUUGGAAAGCUUUGUAAGAAACAAGCUUUUCCAAAAAUGUACCAAAAUUUGUAAGAAACAAGUAUUUUUUUAUUUUGUUUUAUUGUGUAUUAAAGAACUUGCUAUUUUGAAGGCAUUGACAUCAAGUAUGUUUGUUUUACUGGGAUCACUUAAUUAUUUAUAAAAGGAUUUUUUAAUUGAUGUUUAAAUUAUUUUUUUUCAUUUUCCAAAGGUUUGUGGGUGGCUGAUUUAUCCAUUAGCCAAAUCUUCAUGGAGUCAGUGCAAGAGAAAGAAAGAGGGAAGGUUAAUGGAGUUCAGAAUUCUCUGAACCAGCUUAUGGACAUGCUGAAGUAUCUCAUGGUUGUUUUAGCUCCUCACCAACACCAAUUUGGAUUACUUGUGAUUAUAUCAUUUUGUUUCAUAUGCCUCGGAUGGCUGUUCUAUGCAUAUUAUUUGAGAAAAAGUAGAGGUCAUUUCUUCCACUUUGAAAAGUGUGUUAUAUCGGGUGACAGCCCUGGUUGAAACUCUUAGUGCACAAAUUGUUAGUAAAUGUACUAAUCUGUUCUAGUGUUUUAUAAGAACACUUAUGAGACACCAAUAAUUAAAAAUACAUUCCAGAGACUUUUCAAUGGUACAUAAGUAUUCCAAUAUUUUUUAUUUUUAUAUUUUUAUAACUUUUUUACCAAAGCAUAAAGAUAAAGGUGUUUUGUUUAUCUACUAAUACUACUAAUAGUUUUUCAAAUGAAAUGCUUACAAAAAAUCUGUGCACAAAAAAAAGGAUGCAGAUUUUCUUGCAUUUAUGACAAAAUUUAUACUUAAACUUAAAAGUAUUGCGAUGCCAAUAAUUCACUAUUAUUUUUUUAUAAUUUUUAAAAUUAUACGUAUCAGUUAAAAACAUUAUUAACUAUGGUAUAUAAAUUUACAUUUUAAAAAAUUCCUUAAUUAAAAUUCUUCAUAUCCUAUAAGAACUGUAUUGUUAUUCUUUUUGUCUUUUUUUUUUUUACAUAUUUUAAAUUGAUCUAUAUCUGCAGACCUGUUUACUCUUACGAUUUUGGCAUACGAUGUACGAUUUUGAGUUGUAAACAUUACAUAUACUGUCUGUUUAUUUUUUUACUAUUAUGCUAAUGUAUUGAACGAUUUUGUGAUAAUAUUGUACGAUUUUAAGAGUUUUAGGGUAAACAGGUCUGUAUCUGUAUAUGUGCAGAGGUAAUAAUCUCUUUUUACUGAAUCCAUAAGAUAGAUGUGCAUUUAAGUUUUAAUCCAUUUUAAUGUCAAUAAUUUUUUAAAUUAGUAAUAUUUUUAAAACAAUGCUGGUGAUUCUGCUAAUACUGUUUUCUGUAUUUUAAACCAGGAAUUUGUUCAUUUGACAGAAAGUUACAACAAAUCUGUAUUUAGCAUUAUUACAUCUCAAAAUUAUGUGGAAUCCAGUGUACUUUUUAUGUAGGGCCACAAAGGAUAAGGGAAUGUAUUUUUUUAAUUGAAAAAACAAAUAUGUAACCUAAAAUGUUAUUUCUUUGCCUCUUAAAUGUAUGAAUCUAAAACAACAAAGGUAUUUACUUCCAUUGUUGAAACUUAAACAUUAUCAAUAAAAUCAGUAAAUUGCAUGUUAAAACUCUCUAUAUUAAAACAUAUAUAUAUUUUUAGAAAUGAUUUUUGGAGCUAAUUAUAUUUUUAUACAAAAUAUUUCUAGCAAAUUUACACCUGGCUGAUGCCAUGCUUGUGUGAAUCCAUCCCAUCCCCUUUAGAUUGUGCACUGCAUUUUUACUAGAAUGUUAUGACAUGUACUUUUAAAAGCAAGUUGUAUUUAAUUUUAAAUGCAAGAAUCUCUGGCACUAUGUUCCUCAAAUAUUAUGUGUAUACUUAGGCCUAAUGAUAUUAAAAAUGCUUUUUUUAAAUAUUUUUAGUUAGGUAACUGUUCUCAUGUUACUAGAAAUAAUGUUUUAACUCAUUUACUUACACUAAAUUACAGAAACUUCUUAAAAUUCUUUGAAAAAAAAAGUUAUUUUUGUAUAUUAAUGUGCCAGAAAAGUCUCCACCUGAUGAUGAAAGAACAUCUGGAGUCAGUUUUAUUGUCGAACCUAUUUACAUGUUAUU
Lymnaea stagnalis (great pond snail) is the source of this 18902-nucleotide messenger RNA. NCBI's taxonomy places the organism in Eukaryota, Metazoa, Mollusca, Gastropoda, Lymnaeidae. The record is from the annotation of a GenBank genome assembly.